GAGCAGUCAAGUGGAAAUAUGGGUGAGCAUCAGAGAAAGACAGAAAUAGAGCGAUAAAGCAGUGAAUUAGGCAGACGCAGUGAGAGGAGGAGGAGAGUCUUUCACUGAGGUGCCGAUGCUUCGUGCAGACGAGGUUAUAUUCUAGUAGCAGAAAGCUCUCGUCGUGUGUGGAUGUGAGAACCUUGUGGAUUUGCUCCCGUCUGAGUCUCAGUGGAAUUCAUUGCAUCCGGACCCAUAACAACUGCAGACGGAGGAUGCGACCGUGGCUGGAUGCUAGGAUCUAUGUGGGCCUGUGACGUCUGCACUCCCCUCUGUGGCUACCUUCUUCAUCAUAAGGAUGCUUCCAGAAGCACUGACCCAGAUUGUGGAGUCCCGGCUCUUCGCUGUGCACCGCUCCUCCGGUGGUCUGUGAAUGUGAUGCCCACGAGGAAUGCUCUACACCUCGGCGGAGAGUGCUCAGCCUGCUGCCUCUGCUGACAUCUGUCUCCGUGGAUACACACAGCCACCGGCAGGCUACGCCACCAAGACUGAUCCAUAAUAAUAAUCCCCAGCCAAGGAACAAACAACAUCUGGGCGUGGAGAGAAGGGAGAGGAAGAAGUCUCAGCAGGGUGGGCGGCAGAUGGUGACACUGCAGCAGCACUUCUCCAGCAUGGAGGAGACGGUGCGAACGUUACUGCAGAACCAGGACUCACUGGAAGGGCCCAAGGUGGACCCACUGGACCUCAUGAAAGCAUACAAGGACAAACUCCUGGAGGAAAUGUGGAAGCAGCAGGACAGUCUGGAGGGUCCCACAGCCACAGCAGCAGAGAUGCCUGCCCUGCCGGAGGGCGGCGGAGGGUCUGAGGAAAAUUCAAAGAACAGCAAUCCCCUGCUAGAGCGACUCAGAGUCCUGGAGGCUGAGAACUCUGCUCUGUCAAUGGAAAACGACAUUCAGAGGAAGCAGUACGAACGCUGUCUGGAUGAGGUGGCUAACCAGGUGGUCCAGGCCCUCCUCACACAGAAGGACUUGAAAGAGGAAUGUGUGAAGCUGCGGACCCGUGUGUUUGACUUGGAGCAGCAAAACCGCAUAUUGAGUGUUCUGUUUCAACAACGUGUCAAAAUGUCCACGAAUCCUGUCUCCCAGGAUGUCCAAAGAAACGGAAAAGCAGGUAUUCCUGCAGGAAGGUGGCCCAGCCUGCUGAGUCUAACAUGCCCACGCAGCAGUGGAAGCGGCAGUGGCAGUGAACUGUCACUGUCCAGUGCGUGUAGUGAGUACUCCAGUGGAUCCCACACUUGGGCAGAGGGACGUGGAUUCUCCAAACAGUGUGCCGCCAGCCGAGACAAAAGGAUGAGUACGGGUUCAGUAUCAAGCAAUCACUCUGCAUCCAUCGAGCAGACAGACCUGGGAUGGAAGGAAGGCCACAUUCUAAAAGGCCUGAAGCGUCUCCAAAUGUGCAGCUCCAAAGAGGCAUCCUCACUUGCAUCUGUGCCACACUGCAAAGAUUGCAUGACCUCCAAUGAGGGCAUAUACUCGUUUGGUUUCAAGUGUGGCCAACAAGGGAGUACAGCCAAGCAAGUAACCCCUACAAGUAAACCUUUCAAGGCCGGAGCGGGGACUGCUGCCCUAUACUCUGAUGAUGCAGAUGAUGAUUCAACUAAAUUACAAAGUAGGGAGUCCAAUGACCAACCAACGAAAGAGUUUGUUUGCUUGGAGAAACAUGAUGUCACAAAGGAUAUUGAAAACAAUUUUCAAGAAGACCCUGUAAAACUUGAAGGGAAUUCUAGUCUUUUUCCCUCACCUGUCAUAGACAACUUCUUAUUUUUGCAGGACCCCACAGUAAAACCUGGUGUAAGCCCACCAAAUAGCAAUAUGCAUCUAGAAGAAAAACACAAAGGCUCUCUAGAAAAACAGAAGCCUUCAGGCAUGAAGUUAAAUGACAGAAACAAUAACCAAGAAAGGUCUACUGACCGUAAAUCCAGACUUGACCAUGUCAAAAGACAGCAGGGAAGACUUGCAGUCAAACAAGUUGAAGCAGGGACAAAUGAACUGAGCUCUUCUAUUCAGAAUUCUGCAACAAGAGCCCUGAACUGUGCAAGUGUAGCCAGACAGCGCAGCUCUUCAAUGGAGGUUCCUCACUGCAGACACCAGGCGAGUCAAGCUGGCAGUAAAACCCAGAACUACACCAUCUCAGAAUCUUCACAGAGGAAACCGAAACCUCAGCCUUGUGAUUCAGCAAGAAAGGCUUUCAUUCUGCGUAGUAAGAGUGCAGAUGGAGGGAAAGAACAAACUAAGCAUACACAUUCUCCUCUCCAUCAAAAGCUUAUUAAGGGCCACAGGUCCAAAGGACAAUCAAACCCUCCUGGACCCAGUGUUCCUAGCAAAAUGACAGAACUCAGCAAAACACAUUGUUCAAGCAAGGGAUCAUUAUCUAAAGUUGAGAAAGAUGAGGACGUUACAGCAUCUACAAGUUCCAAGUCUCUCAAGAGUGUGCGCUCUCCCCUGGCUUCUCCUGUGAAACAUUCAAAGACAUUUAAGCCUCCAGGGAUCAAUGAAUACUCAAAGAGCCCAACAAAAUCACCUUUGCAAAUCCCUAGACUUCAAUCAAGCAAUGGGUCUGUGGAGGAGAGUAUCUAUGACAACUUACCCUGCUCUCCACGAAAACAACGACGCCAAGACCAGCACUGUGAUGACUCUUGUUCAGAACUUAUGUCCCCAUCCCCACCGCCACCCCCAGGACGAACUACUUCCCUUGUCCUUAGGCCCAGUAGUGACAGCUUACUUGGAGCACAUAAAUCUGCAGGUCAUGCUCAAAGCUCUACUACAGGGAAGACAUCAUCGAACAACAGCAAGCCACAAUCAAAUCUUUCUAUAUUACAGCUGCAAGAAUACAACACAACAAAGGACAAUCAACAUACAGCCCCACAAAUGGGUGCGGAUGGUAAGCCACUGAAAGAUAUUCCUGCCAACGUCUACCAUACCCACUUAUCCAAGAUACCACCUGUCCCAGCUCAAGAGUCUUCAGAGUCAGUCCAGCUCUCUAUGGACAGAACUGUUGCGUGUCAUGAUGAACAUGGUUCUCCCUCAAUAUUUCCAACUCAGAGCAUCUUACAGAGAUCCCAGCAGAGCAUUAGUGAGCCAAAACUUUCAGAAUUCUUGCCUCAGGCAUAUUCUAAUGUUUACUGCCAUGGGAUUGCCAAUAAUCCUCAGAGUUCAACCUCCAGAGCUGUGAAAAUGGCUCUUCCUGUAAAUGCUAGAUCUCAUGAGGCAAUUGCUGGACAGGAAACCGGUACCUUCCUAGUUUUUGGAAGACAUAACAAAGAUGAUACAAACUCUACUGCAAAAAGUAUUCACACCUUCCAGACCUUUACGUGUGAUCCCCAGAUGAUACAUGAAUGUGGAGCUCAUGAAAAGGUCCGGCGAAAGAUUGAGACCCGCUGUAACUCGCUGGAUUCGGAGCCCUCAGUUCAACCUGUAGCAUCAGACAGCGGUGUGAUGUUAGAUUGGGGAUUUGAUGAGGAAGGUUGGCUUUUUAAACGGUCUGUGUCUGUGUCAACCAGACCUCCCCUAAAGCCAGUAAUGGGCAUGAAUGGGGCUAAGGCUCGUAGUCAGAGCUUUGGUGCACGCUACAUGGACAGGCCAAGUUUCAACAGAUCUGGAAAGGUUCGUACCCAGAUCAAAACACACUCAGGGAGCUCCUUGAACUCUCUUAGUGAUGUCCUUCCAGGAAGUAUGAGUUGCUCCAGUAGCUACCAUUGUCCAAUGAAUCGAUCUCUUUUGAAUAACUUCUUGAUUGAAGAGGGCCUGACCGUUCCUUUACAUUUGGGAUCCUCAAGUGAAAGACUUCAGAGUCUUAAACAACAACGAGAGCAAGCUAGACGCCUUCAGAUUGAGCAACAGUUUUCAAGCGCCUUUGGCGAGCCAGUUUCUGAAGAACCAGAGAGACAAAGUUCUAUAACCACCAUUGAAGAGAAAGUGAUGCUCGGCAUAGAGGAGAACUUGCACAAGUCUCAGGAACAGGAGAGAACCACUGAAGUGAAACAAAAAUCUGGCUCAACUUUGGCAAAUUGGUUUGGUUUUCGUAAGAGUAAGCUUCCCGCUCUAAGCAACAAAAAGCCUGAUCCACCGAAAGUAAAAGAGGAAAAGAGGGAGCAAAAGAUUACAUCACUUCUGGGAGGAAAGCAGACAAAGUCUGACAAAAAGAAAGACAGAAGAAAAAGCGAUGGAAAAGACGGCUCUGUGGGGAGAAGAGAGUCUCAUGAUGCAGUGCGGGCAUGCAUCUCAAUGCCCUGCCCAGGAAUGUCCCUAAAUGAGAUACAAGGACAUACUGACAUCAUCGGGGACCCGAAGAUGCAGAUGAUGAACCUGAGAGCCGAUGGUGAAAAUGGAUCCACAAUGAAGAGCCCCAGUCAGGAUGCUGUAAUAGGCUCCGGCUGCAAGAUGCGAACGUUGGACAGUGGAAUUGGGACCAUCCCCCUUCCUGAAUCCUGUUCCUUCUUCUCCUCCAUCCUGCAACUCCUCCCCAAGUCUUCAUCAACCCCAGAACAGUCCCUCAGUCCUCCCAGUGUCCCCGGUUCCUCCAGCGAGGACGUGUCUCCUUCCCCAUUACCUCGGUGGAAAAUACCCUCCAGCUUUAAGGACAGCAGCCAUGCAGGGGUGCCAAACUCCUUCUCCGACUCCUCCAUGACCCAUAUCCACUCAGUGCCUUUCCCCACUGUGGCCUUCCUCCAGCCCAUCCAACCCCAGUCUCAACCCAUUGUGACCUGUGCCAGUGUGUGUGAUACCAAGAGCAGGCUACCCAGAACACCACCAGAGUUUACGAAGCUGACUGAGUGAACCUGCAGCAAGGAAUCGAGUUGGAUUUAUCACUCUAACACACGUGGAAGAUCCCUAAAUCCCAUAGUUUGGACACUGUGUCUUCGUAUCAGGAUGAAAUGCUAAGAGCUGCACAACUAUGGAGCUUGGCAUUGUGGGCUUCCACCUGUGCUCAGUGCAGUGUUGAGAUACUGAGUAGCCUUUCAGGUGUAGUAAUGAACCUUCUGGCCGCCAUUUUGGGGGGCUUCAGCUCAUUGGCAUCAGCUGUGAGCAGCUGAUUGAAUUUCUCAUUGUACAACUCUGCUGUCUCACUGGAGUUAAACAGACAUUUUUCUCGGAGAAGUAACAAUUUUACAAAAAUGUGAACAUGAUUUUUUUUGUUUUGGUAAUAUCAGGUUAGCUAUUGUAGCACCUUCAUGGCUUCCUGUAAUCAUGUAAUCAUCACUAUCAUAUAAACACAUCUGAGUUGCACACAAGCUAAUGCAUGUAGGCCCGGUUCAAGCUAAUGUGAGCGGCCAGUAGCUGCAUUUUUACAUUGCUACGACAUGACUUGUUAGCUAGCUAAACUAACUGUUCUAACUUUAAGUCAAACAAUCAAACAAUGUGUGUAGAUCUGUAGGCACGUCAAAAGUCGUUUAAAUAUGUGUUUUGUAAAAUUACUAAUUUUUACCUAUUUCAUCAUUUUCCUUGAAGUAUAUUUUCAAUGUCAGUGUAUUUUUUUAGGAAUAGUUUAACAUUUCCCAUCUGGCAAGGCUGCGCAUUCAUCAGUUCGGCCACUAAGGGACAGGGCAAAUCAAACAACUGACAACACAAUUACCAACUUUCAUAUUACGCCAACCAAGAGCAACAUCCUAUUUGAUUGGGUCUGGCAACUUUACAAAUCUAAUAUUCAAAGUAAAAUAUUCUCUUUUUAUCUCCCUUUUGGUCUCCAGCACUUCUUAAGAAAAGGUUUUGGGUCUUUAGCUUGCUAGCUGUUUUGAAUGUAUUAGCUUUGUCAUUUGUUGCGGGCAGCUAGCGUACAGUGGGUUUAUUUUACUGUACAGCCAUGAGCCAGAAGAUGCUAAAAAGCUUAAUUUGUUUCCAUUUUCCAUUUUAAGUAUUGAUUAAAGCAGGAUUAAUAUUUAAAUAUCUUUUCACAAGCACAACAAAUUCACCACCAGACCUCCAUUUUGGCACCAGCUAUGGUCACUUUUGGAGAUUAAUGAUGCAAAUUACAGACCUCCACUAAAGUCCUGCUGAACAAAGAUUAUUUUGUCACAUUCAUUUGCAUUCUCCAUCCAUGUAUGAACAUCUUAGUGAAUAUUUACGUGAAGAUCUAAUCCUGCUUUAGAUCUGAUAAAUAUCUAAGCUACAGUACACAUGUCAGUAAUUUAUUUUCUGAUGGAUCCUCAAGAUAGCAAACUACGUCUUCCCUCCUGAGGACAUUUUAUGUAAAGCACUAACUACUGAUUGCCAUUCAUGAGCUCUAAACCAGACUGAGUAAUGUGAUUCUUUACAAUGUGCACUAUCUUGUUGAAAACUUUUUUUUAUUGUCACACUGUUAAUAUCAACCUGCAUGCAACCGCCCUCUGGCUUAUUCUAACCACAGAUAACCAUUUUAUGAAGAGCUUCAUCACAAGAGAUGAACAAUACUGAAACUUGAUGUCCACU
Molecule: messenger RNA, 6443 nt
Organism: Cottoperca gobio
Lineage: Eukaryota; Metazoa; Chordata; Actinopteri; Perciformes; Bovichtidae
Product: nck-associated protein 5-like
Exons: 13
Coding region: 621-4814 (1397 amino acids)
Biological process (GO): microtubule depolymerization; microtubule bundle formation
Cellular component (GO): microtubule plus-end
Source: RefSeq, a predicted model, not a curated record